UAGAGGGGAAAGGAGAGCGGAUGGGAGUGGUUAAAGGAGAGGGAGGGAAAAUGAAGGGCCUCCCUCACCGUUGCCAGGGCAACUUGAUGUCACUGUGACAUCACGCACCACUAAAAGCUUUUAACCGGAUUCUUCUCCUGCCUUAGGCCCCAUUUUGAGUCCUCUUUCAGCUAGGCUAGGGGGAAGGGCACAGGCAGAACGGUGUGUGUGCCUUCUUGCAUGUAUCACUCCCUCACUGCAGAUUCAACACAGCUCUUAGCACAGUAAAAGACUUUCAAAUUCAACCUCUAAAGAUCCUAUUUCUGCAAACACAGCCUGCACAGGCCAAGAGAACCAUUUCAAAAAUGGCAACAGAGGAUGGUUUCAGCUACCUAUUGCCAGGCCACAGUGAGAAACACAGGCGGGCCCCAAACUGGACCGACGGUGAAAUGAAAGCCCUCCUGUACGUGUGGGAGGAACACCACAACGAACUGAAAAUGAGCAAGAGGAACGCUAAGGUUUACGAGAAGAUGUCCCAGAGGUUUUUCCAGCUGACCGGAGAGCAGCGCUUCAAAGAGGAGAUCAAGAUGAAAAUCACCAACAUGUCUUUUCAGUACAGGCGACUGAAAUCCACAGUCAGUGAAAGUGGGGAGACGCCGGACUGGCCGUAUUAUAAGCCCAUCGAGAAGAUCCUCUCCAAGCCGCUGGAGAACGGGCGGGUGAACUCUCUGGAGUUCCAGGCCUCCGCUGCAGGUCCCUCCACUUCCUCCCAGUCUACAGACAAUCUGGUGCCCCAGUCAGAGGAGGGGAUGAUGGGAUUCCUGCCAGAGUACACAGGCUCCUCAGAUGAGAUGGAGAUAAAACAAGAGCUGGACUCUUUGAGCUCUGACAGUGAGCACACACAGGGCUCCAGCUCGCACCCUACUUCAGCCAGGAAAAGGCAUGCCAACAAGCACCUGUCCAUGAAGAGAAAGAAACUGCGAGUGAUGCAGGCCAUGUUGCAGCAACAAAGGAGGUCGAGUCGGGCCAUAGAGGAGACGUGCAGGGAGGUCCGUCGAGCCCUGCACCAACAGAACCUCCUCCAGGUCCAGUGUCUGCAGCUGCAGGAACGUAUGAUGAACCUUCUGGAGAAGAUGAUCCAGCCUCCCUCCGCCACGUCAGCAUCAUGGGGUCAGAGCGGGGUUAAAGAGCCAGGAAAGCCAUGAAGUGUGAGGGUUAUGAUUGUCUGGGAGAGAUCAUGGUCUUGCCUCACCUCUAGCCUUGUUGAAGCAAAAAUGUAAAAGUAUAUUUAUUAUGGAUUUCAGUUUAACAUUGAACAUUUUAAGGUUUAUCGUCUCGCAUAGGUCAAAGUAUAGCUUUUAUCAGUGCAGAGAUGCUAUAGAGAGGUGCCAGAAAUAUGCUGUCACCAUUUCUGAAGGUGUCCUCAGCAUUUACCUACAGUAAAUCAGGUUCCAAUCUGAGUUGUCAUUGUCAGGAUAGCUGUAUCAGAUCUUCUUUCUUGAUAAUUUGCCAAGUACCCUAAUAAAAGCACUGUGGGAACAACAGCCUUGCAAAACCAGA
Messenger RNA from Siniperca chuatsi (mandarin fish), 1539 nucleotides. It is a transcript of the gene msantd1, whose product is annotated as Myb/SANT-like DNA-binding domain containing 1. Lineage: Eukaryota; Metazoa; Chordata; Actinopteri; Centrarchiformes; Sinipercidae. The coding region runs from base 345 to 1184 and encodes 279 amino acids. Gene Ontology annotation, cellular component: nuclear body. Gene Ontology annotation, biological process: positive regulation of DNA-templated transcription. The record is from RefSeq and is a predicted model, not a curated record. The transcript has 3 exons.